UGUGGAUUGUAGACAGAAGGUGAGAAUCUCGACAAUAUAAUCAAUCCCUCCUCAAUAGGUUAAAUCUUCACCUCUCUUCUGCUCCUCUCUACUGAAGCUAUCAAUCUCAACAAUGGCAGUUCAUGCAUUUCAAGUCCCUCUACAAUUUCCUCCCAUCUCGAGACAGCAGUUUUAGAAUAACAAAGGAACUCAAGGUUUAUGCAAAAAGGAACAUGGGGUAUGGAAAUUGUUCUCUUACAUCAGAUAAAGUUCAAAGGAGGCUGUUUUUGCGGCUUUUGGGAGUAAAUUUGAUAUUUGCAAAUACUGUUUUCGCGGCCCCAAUUCAGGAUUUGAAGGAACCGGAAGUGCUUAGGACGCUGAAGCUUGCUAGUGGAGUGAGGAUACAGGAUAUUGUUGAAGGACAAGGCCAGGAAGCUCUUGAAGGAGACACAAUCGAAUUUAAUUACGUAUGUCGCAGGUCAAAUGGAUAUUUUGUGCACAGCACUGUGGAUCAGUUUAGCGGAGAGAGUUCACCUGUUAUACUACCUCUGGAUGGUGAGAAGAUAAUUAGAGGCCUACAAGAGGUUUUGGUUGGCAUGAAGGUUGGAGGAAAGAGAAGAGCUUUGAUACCGCCUUCAGUAGGAUAUAUCAGCGACACUUUACAGCCAAUUCCCGAAGAGUUUGGUCCUCGGCGUAGCCUUUUGUCUCACGCAAAGGAGCCAUUGAUUUUUGAAGUCCAGCUCUUGAAAGUUUUAUGAGUAAACUUUGUAUUGGUUUUCCUGUUCAAUAUGAAAUUUGGUUGACACGUUCUCUUUUUAGUUCCUUGGUAGACUGUUAAUCUUGAUAUAUACAAUCUCAUCAAUUUUUAUUGUUUGCUGUUCAUGUUAUAGUAGUUUGUUGAAAUCUCAAUGGUGGUGGCCAAGUGAUACAUGAAUGGUGGGCAGUUCAAAUAGAGGAAGAAAAAGAAGUUUGUUUUUAUAGAUCAUUCAGGAGUUUCUAAAUCAUGUUAAUGAUCAGAAUUGCAAUUAUUUAUGUCUUGUUCUUGUUGUUGACCAAGUAAUUUAUUUUAGUAAGCAAAGCAGUCGAUGGCCAUGUUAAAGGGAUUGGGAGUCAGAUGUAUGACUGUUAGGACAACAAUUCUUUGACAACAGAGAUUGAAAUAGUGUACCCUUAUAAAAUCCAAUAGCUUUAAAGUAUAGGAGAUUGUUAGAGUCUACUGAAGAAGCUCGGCUUUGUAAGUACUCUCAAUUCCAUUUUGAAUGAGA
Messenger RNA from Striga asiatica, 1244 nucleotides. The record is from the annotation of a GenBank genome assembly. Lineage: Eukaryota; Viridiplantae; Streptophyta; Magnoliopsida; Lamiales; Orobanchaceae.